Molecule: messenger RNA, 1085 nt
Organism: Eurytemora carolleeae
Lineage: Eukaryota; Metazoa; Arthropoda; Copepoda; Calanoida; Temoridae
Source: RefSeq, a predicted model, not a curated record
AGGCUCCCAACAAUGUUGAGCUCAUAACCCUCGAGAGGCUUCCCGUCAAAUAAUGGAUCAAUCAAUCAAUCAAAAAAACCACAACAUGACAGCAGAGAGAUCUUUCGGAAAUCAAAGGGCCGAAAAUCAAUCCGUUGAUCAUUAUCAUCUCAUGAAAGUGCAACUAUUUAGUAAUGGAAUAAGCAAUAGUUCAAUGAUUCUCAUCAUAUUCAAAACAAUGAAUUAAUAAAUAUAUAUAUGUAAGUAUAAAAUGAAAUUAUUUGUAAUUUAAACAAUGAAACAUCAAUUUUAGAUAUUUGUCACUUUAAUUCUUUAGAACAUAGAGUUUAAAAUUAAUCAAUUAAAAUUACGUUAAUUAAAAUGAAGUUUGAGAAAUGCUAAUUACUUAUAAAAAGAAUUCCGCUAUCUCUUUUACAAAAAAAUCCUUAAUUAGGAUUAAAGCUAAAAUAAUCAGUAUGAUAUUAAAUUGCCUGGUUCAAUCAAAACAAAAUAACAAAAGCUCUCUGUAAAGCUUAUCUAAGACAAUGAAACAAAGAUAAAUAACAAUACAGAUAGAACACUAGAUGUCGUCUUUUCAAGAUUUAGGGCUUUUUCGUUCACAAUAACCUUGAGGCAGAAGCUCAAAGGAGAUACGCGCAUGCUCUCUCUAGCUGUCUUGUAAUUCAACGCUGCCUGCGCGUAACACCUUUGGGCUUCUUCCUCAGGGUUAUUGUGAACGAAAAAACUCUGAAUCUUGAAUAGACGACAUCUAGUGUUCUAUCAGCUAGUAUUGUUAUUAAUCUAUGCAAUAAAACUUUGAGAUAAAAUUGCAGAAAGGAAAGUAAAGUUGAAAUCAAAAAAUUAAAUGUUUCUGGAAUAAAUAGUAUUUAUUGCUCAAAUACCCAUGUGUGGAUCUUUGAGUUACAUAAAUUCUUAAUAAAUUACAUGUGUAAUGUUACAAUGUACAUAUUAAACCUAGUGUGUGUACACAUUUGUGACUGUAUACAGCUUGUACACACAGUGUACAGUGUACAUAACCACUGUUUUUAUCUGUACAGUAUCUGUAAAAAAUAUAAAUAAAAAUCUUCAUAAAACAAGAAUUUUGU